Messenger RNA from Ziziphus jujuba (common jujube), 4373 nucleotides. Its product is annotated as putative disease resistance protein RGA3. NCBI's taxonomy places the organism in Eukaryota, Viridiplantae, Streptophyta, Magnoliopsida, Rosales, Rhamnaceae. The transcript is spliced from 10 exons. The record is from RefSeq and is a predicted model, not a curated record. The coding region runs from base 1 to 2391 and encodes 796 amino acids.
AUGUUGUAUUUUAAAAAUCCAGAAACAGAAUGGUCAUCCUUCUUCAAAAUGGAAUUUUCAAAGAUCCCUCAAGAAGGAAAUGAUAUUUUGCCAACCCUUAAACUUAGUUAUGAUAAUCUCCCAGCAGAUUUGAAACGUUGUUUUGCCUUUUGUAAACUCUUUCCAAAGGGUCAUCAAAUCAAUGUAAAUUUGCUAAUAAAUCUUUGGAUGGCACUAGGAUUUGUUAAGACAUUAGAUUCAACUAAGUCUUUGGUAGAGGUUGGCCAUGAGUACUUUAUGGAUUUACUUUGGAGAUCAUUCUUUCAAGAAUUAAAAGAAGAUGAUGAAGGCAGUAAAACAUGCAAAAUGCAUGACCUCAUGCAUGAUCUUGCAACGCAAGUGGGAGAAGCAAUGUAUGCUGUUCUGGAAACAAAUAAAAAAAGUAAUUUCAACAAAGUCACUCGUCAUGUUUCUUUUGAUUUUCAUUUAGAUUCAUCAGAGAAAGUUCCAACUACAUUGCUCGAAGCAAACAAGAUUCGAACAAUUCUUUGGCUUCGUCAAUCAUCGCGUAAAAUUCAGGGAAGACGUGGUCAAUCAGUUUGUGAUGUAAUUGUAUCAAGUUUCAAGUCUGUCCGCUUAUUGGAUCUUCACAGUUUAGGGAUUAAGAUAGUGCCAAAUUGUAUUGGCAAGUUGAAGCAUCUAAGGUAUCUUGACCUAUCCGAAAACGAAGACAUCAAGAUGUUGCCGGAUUCUAUUACGAUGCUUUAUAAUUUGCAAACGUUGAAACUUUCGUAUUGCACGAAGCUCCAAGAAUUACCACGAGACUUGAACAAGCUAGUCAACCUUGUAAGCCUUGAGAUUGAUAUGUGCACCAGUCUGACUCAUAUGCCAGGUGGACUUGGUCAACUGACUAACCUUCAGACAUUAUCACGGUUCGUAUUGAAGGAAGGCACUAGCCAUACUACUAUUAAGUCCAAGCACAGUUGUGAUCAUGAGGUGGGUGAGCUAAGUGACUUGAUGGGACUAAACAAUAUUAGAGGAAAGUUGAGUAUUAUCAACUUAGGAAAUGGAGAUCAAGAUAGUAAGGCUGCAAAUUUAAAGGAUAAACAACAUCUUUGCAGUUUAUGUCUAUGUUGGUAUGUGAAUUAUUAUUAUGCUAAAUUGUGUGAUGAUUUAUUUGAUGGUCAUAUAAAUUUAAAUUAUGAUUUACAUUUACCAAGUUAUUUGAAGGAUGUGGAAUAUGAAGCAACACUGGAAGGCCUCCAGCCUCACCCAAAUUUGAAGGAAUUGUGUUUGCAAUACUACGAGGGUGUGGAGUUUCCAAGUUGGCUUCCAUCACAUGCAAAUCUUGAAUAUUUGUUCCUGAAAAAUAGUCUAAAAUGCCAGUAUUUGCCGCCACUAAAUGGAUUGGUUUCUCUAAAGAAACUGAAACUAGGCAACAUGCUUGGUCUAGAGUACAUUUCAAACGGCCCCCCUGAGCCAUCUAGGACGUCAGUUUUACUGCCGGCGUUGGAAAUGUUGGAAUUUACCCUUUUGCCCAAUCUAAAGGGAUGGUGGAGGACGACGGAUAUUAAUAAUGGCAAAGAUGGCGUAUCAAUGAAUGAUCACUUCUCACUUUCACUUCCACGUCUCUGUCAUUCAGUUAUUAUUAAGUGUCCAAAGUUGAGCUUUUUGCCCCUGUCCCCAAACAUAAAAAGUUUGGCGGUGCAGAACAAUACAUGGAAGCCAUUCCACCUGGCAGUACUGACCGCAUCCACAUUCUCCAAUUUGAGCUUACUUUCUCUUUCCGAUAUUGAAGAUUUACAGUCUCUUCCAGAAUGGUUCAAAUGCCUCACUUGUAUCCGAAGCUUAGGUAUCAUGGAGUGCAAUAACUUGACGUCUUUGUCUCCUGGUAUUCAACAGCUUGCUUCCUCACUUGAAAAUUUGAGAAUUCAGGGUUGCCAACAACUUGACAUGUUUAAUGAUGUUGGUGACCCUAACUUCUGGGAAGCCCUCACAAGUCUACGUGCACUGGAUUUGUCAUUUUUACCUCAGUUGAGGACUCACCUGCCUCAAGGGGUUCAACAUCUUACGAGCUUGCAAAAACUUACGAUUGAUUACUGCAGCAAUUUGAUUAGUAUUGAUUCAGAGUGGAUGACCAACCUCAAAUCUCUCGAUGCACUUAUGAUUCAUGCUUGCCCAAAUUUAACAUCAUUGCCCCAAGGAAUACGUCACCUCACAUCUUUACACACACUGGAGAUUGUAGAUUGUCCGAUCUUGUUCAAAACAUGUCAAACUGAUAUAGGCGAGCAUUGGCCUAAGGUUGCUCAUGUCCCUAAUUUCAUCUUGAACUUAACCACUAUUUCAGAUGAUGAUGAUGAUGGUUCCCCGAACCACCUCUACUUUUCUAGGGUGCAAUUGGAACGUGUUUAACAGGAUCGUGAUACCAUAGUUUUCCAACAAAAGAACUUAAUAAUGAAUCUGAUGAUCAGUUUGUGUAGCAACUUCUUAAAAGUCUACAGAUGCUCCAUUUGGAAAAUAAAUUACCUCAGAUGAAGACUCUCCCUGAGGGGCUUCAACAUGUUACCAGCUUGCAGUAAAAAAAAAAAGGUGAAAAUUUGGUUGCAAUUCCAGAAUGGAUGAGCAACCUCAAAUCCCUCUAUCCACUCCAUUCUAGAAGAUGCUUAAGUUUGAUAACACUGCCCCAAGGAAUUAGUCAGUUUACCUCUUUACACCAAUUGCAGAUCAAAGAUUGUCUCACUUAUUUGAAAGAUGCCCAAGAGAAACAGGAAGCAUGGUACGAUGCUGCAGAGUACAUGGUGAACGAAUGUGACUGCUAUAUAUGGUGGAUAGAGUGAUGGUCGAUUGAAUCUGUGUAGUAUAUUCAAUUCAAAGUCAUUAACGAAGCAAGAUGGUAAAAGAUUAGCCGAGUGCUGUUUCGAUUGGAAAAUGGAUAAUGGGAUCUUAUAAUAAGGUUGUCCCAUCGUAUUCAAAAGAUGCAAAAGAGAUAUAGGUGAGUAUUUUUCUAAGGGUGCUCAAAUCCCAGAGUUAAUCUUGAAAUCAACUACUUUAAAUGUUGAUUCUCAAUCCUCUAACUUUCUAGUGCAGGAUGUAAUUGGAAAAUAUUUAACAAGUUUCGUAUAUCACAAUUUUUGUAAGAAAGGAAUGUCAUAAUGUGUCCAUAUCGUAUUUGAAGAUUGAAGCAUGAAACAAACUUGAGCUAAUUAACUGAGUUUGGUUAAAAAAAUUUGGAUGUACAAUUUUGCGAGUUCUCGUAUAAUAGGUUGAUGUGGAGCAUUUUGUAGUUACAAUGAUAAUUUAAAAGAAAGAAGUGAAAUUUGACACGGCAUAAAGCAGAGUAAAAGUAUGGUGGAGUAUGCUUAAUUUGAUCCUCCUCACCAACACUGGAUUGGCAUCAAACACCAGUGGACCAUGGUCAGACCUGUUACAGAAGAAACUUGGUUUACUGUGUCCUAAAACAAUUGCAAACAUUCUGAGGUCAUAAAGGUUGUGCCCAGUCUCUCUAAUCAGUGUAUUACCUUCAUUUUUAUAUGACCAACUGGGCAGUAGUGAUAUAUGAGUGAACUAUCGCAAUUAUGCUCAAUGAAAACUAUUGCUGAAGAGUGGCCUACUAUUUAAGUAAGAGUUGCAUUUGGUCGAUAUUUAGUGGCGGCAGAGAUUAAAAUCCCAAUCCUCUGCUUGUUCGGGUAAAGUUGAUGAGGUGGUGCACCUUGCUGUAGAAUGACAAUUGCUUAAAAGUGGUGAAAAUGACACUCCACCCCAUAAGACCUUUCUCCGAUCAGGGCUAGGGAUGACUGCUUCCCAUAAGCAGGUUCUGAGUUAUCAAAAAGUGUCAUCUUGCUUGUGUCAUUCAGCCCGGCUAUUUUUGUUGAAAGAGAAGCCUAUAGAUUGUUCAACAUAUACAUAACACUUACAUAAUGUACGGAUGUCGUAUGUGUAUAGGAAGAAGGGUAGAAUGCUGCAGAGCAUAGUAACUGGUGAAGAAAUGUGGCAGCCACGGAUACAUGGAUGGCUUAUGGAUUUCCUUGUCUAGUUGUCUACUCAUUUUACGCUACAAACUAGAAGGAGAAGGAGUACUAAUCUGCUCUUAUGACUUCAACUAUGAGUAUGGGGAUUUAAGUUGCAUAAAUUUUCAUAAAAACUCGUAUAAUUUUUUUAUACGAUGUUUGCACCUAUUAUGCAACUUCCUAGAGGUUAUAAUUGUUGUUUUAAGGGGUUAAACUCAGUUAUGUCCCCCCUUAUCUCUCUAGCACUAUCAUUUUCUUCUUUCUUUGGAUUAACCAACGAAAAACCCCAGAUUUCUAAGGGAAGAUGUAUUUGCAAUUUUAUCAUUAUGAACUUUGUACAAGGACUGUGUGUAUAAAGUUUUUUGGGAUUGAAUAAAGAGUAGCCCG